Molecule: messenger RNA, 3009 nt
Organism: Penicillium waksmanii
Lineage: Eukaryota; Fungi; Ascomycota; Eurotiomycetes; Eurotiales; Aspergillaceae
Product: ssDNA endodeoxyribonuclease RAD1
Exons: 7
Coding region: 1-3009 (1002 amino acids)
Biological process (GO): double-strand break repair via homologous recombination; nucleotide-excision repair involved in interstrand cross-link repair; resolution of meiotic recombination intermediates
Cellular component (GO): nucleotide-excision repair factor 1 complex
Molecular function (GO): damaged DNA binding; single-stranded DNA endonuclease activity; single-stranded DNA binding
Source: RefSeq, a predicted model, not a curated record
AUGCUGGCCAGGCUGGUCGAUCUCGACUUCGACCUCGACAUUCGCCGACUUGAACGCGUCAAGGCUGAAGGUCCAGGUCCAGGUGCAGGUGAAGGGCUCCUCAUGCCUCCGGAACGAGCAACUGUCCCGGUGAAGCUGUCCCUGCCAUUGCAAUACCAGCAGGACAUCUUCACCGAACUACGAACGGAGGAUGAGCUAGUCAUUCUAGCCCGCGGCCUCGGUCUCCUCCAUCUAAUCGCGAAUCUUCUACACUUCUACGAUGCCGCCGGAAACAACCUAGUUCUAUUGGUGGGAGCGGAUGAUCGGGAGAAUGACUGGCUCGGAGAGGCGUUGGCGGAACAGGCUGCGAUCAGUAAAUCCCCUUUAGCUAGGGGCUUGAAGAAGAUCAACACGGAUAUGGCAUCGGUGCCUAUGCGGGAGCGAAUCUACAGCCAGGGUGGUAUCUUGAGUGUGACGUCCAGGAUAUUGAUCUCGGAUUUGCUUUUGGAUCUGGUCGACCCGGACAAGAUUACGGGCGUGAUUAUUCUACAUGCCGAAAAAGUCGUUGCGACGUCCCUAGAAGCAUUCAUCGCUCGUGUCUACCGACAAAAGAACAAAAAUGGAUUUUUGAAAGCGUUCUCCGACUCACCCGAACCGUUUACCACCGGUUUUGCCCCGUUGGCCAACAUGCUCCGAAAUCUGUUUCUGCGGAAGGCAUCUCUAUGGCCCCGAUUCCAUGUCUCCGUAGCCGAGGCUUUAGAGGGCAAUCGGAAGGCUGAGGUGAUUGAACUCGAAGUUCCGAUGAGUACGAAGAUGCGCGAGAUUCAGAAUGCCGUCCUUGAAUGCGUCGAUAUCAGCAUUGCAGAACUACGAAAAUCAAAUACCGGCCUAGAUAUGGAGGAGUGGACGCUGGAUAGUGCUUUGCAUCGCAAUUUCGAUGUCAUGAUUCGGCGACAGAUCGAACCGAUCUGGCACCGCGUCAGCUACCGAACGAGACAGAUUACCAAUGCUCUUCGCGAUCUUCGGGGCAUUCUCCAUGCGCUGCUUACCUAUGAUUCUGUGUCUUUCGUGAAAUAUUUAGACACAAUCGUCACGGCUAACUCACCAGCCCCUGGGUCGAACAGACACAACGACUCUCCUUGGCUUUUCCUUGACGCUGCGCAUGUACUUUUCCAAACAGCAAAGGCAAGAGCAUACGAAGGAAAAAUAAGCAAGGAUUUGCAACGCCCUUACGGAUCUACGGCCUUUUCCUCUGAGCUACAGCCUGUGCUUGAACCGCUCCCAAAGUGGGAUGUUCUCACUGAAGUCCUCGGCGAGAUUGAGCAUGAUGCUUACCUUCACCCAUCAAGCCAUGAUGGAUCUAACGGCACUAUUCUGAUCAUGUGCAGCGAUCAGCGAAUAUGUCGGCAGCUCCGUGAAUACAUCAGCACGAUGCAUACGAAAGUUGGUAGCACAAAAGCUGCACCUGUUGGAGAUGAAUCCGUCGAAGAUACUUCAUCUGCAAGCAUUAUGAUGCGUCGCUAUCUGCGUGACUACCUCAACUGGAAACGAUCACUCUCCAAUAUCAAUAAGAACCUCUCUUUAUCUGUCGGGGGAAAUGACACUGGGAAGCCAGGGUCUGCACAGGGUCAACAAGGAAGGCCCCCUCCAAAUAAGCGCCGUCGAGUUCGCGGUGGUGGAGCUGUCAACUCAGCCUCUGGACGCGUGCCAAAUGCCAGUGUUCAGACCAAUGUUGAACUGCCCGAUCAAGUUGCGAGCUUGCUUAAUGAGAUCCAACCUACAGAAGUCGAAGAAGAGCAGAAAGAAGAAAUCGUUAUUGAUGAUAUGAUGGAUAUAGAGGAACAUUACGAACUUUACGACAUGGACAAUCUAAUCAUGAUUCACCCCUAUGAUGAAGAGAUGGACAGUCAAAUACUUGAAGAGGUGCGACCGCGAUACAUCAUCAUGUAUGAGCCGGACCCGGCAUUCAUCCGACGGGUCGAGGUCUAUCGUAGCUCUCACGUUGGAAGAAAUGUGAAAGUGUAUUUCAUAUACUACGGUGGAUCUGUGGAGGAACAGCGUUAUCUCAGCGCGGUGCGGCGAGAGAAGGACUCUUUCACCAAAUUGAUCAAGGAGAAGGGGAACAUGGCCGUGACAUUAUCCCACGAUAAAAGCUCUGAAGACCCUCAAGAGCAAUUUCUCCGGACCGUCAACACUCGUAUCGCCGGAGGAGGUAGAUUGGCAGCCACAGCGGUCCCUCCGUUAGUAGUGGUUGAUCUUCGAGAGUUUCGAAGUGCUCUCCCUUCUCUUUUACACGGCAGCAACAUGGUAAUCAAACCUGGUGUACUGACUGUGGGCGAUUAUGUCCUCACGCCAGAUAUCUGUGUUGAGCGGAAAUCUGUUCAGGAUUUGAUAUCUUCUCUGCGGAACGGCCGUCUCUACAACCAAGCUGAAAGCAUGCUUCAACACUACAAGAGCCCCUUACUUCUCAUCGAGUUCGACCAGAACAAAUCCUUUACCUUCGACGCCUUCUCCACGGGACCUUCCUUCACGACUGAAUUCGGAUUCUCAUCCACCGGGGCAGCGAUCAGCUCGAGCACGAGUGCACUUGCCAAUCCUUCCAAUCCCAAAUCUCUUCAACACCUCCUCGUCCUCUUAACCCUUGCAUUCCCCCGUCUCAAGAUCGUAUGGUCUUCUUCACCCUACCAGACCGCGGAGAUCUUCGCUGAACUAAAGAAGAACGCUCCUGAGCCGAACCCAAAUCUUGCGGUUACGAUUGGUACUGGCAUAGAGUGGACGGAUACGUCUGGUUCGGGCACUGGCACGACAGGGACAGCUGGGAUUGAGCACCGAACUUUCAAUCCCCUUCCGCAGGAUAUGCUACGCGCGGUCCCAGGGGUUUCGCCACAAGCUCUGGAACGGUUAAUUAUAGAGACGGAUAAUCUCACCGAGAUUGCUAAUAUGGAAGUUGAGCAAUUGGAUCCGCUAGUUGGUAAGGAGGCUGCGCGGAAAAUUGUCGGCUUCUUCCAAAAAAGCGUUUUUGAGGAUUAG